GGUCGUGUUAUUCGCAACCAGAGAAAGGGCCGUGGCUCUAUCUUCACUGCCCCCGCCCAGUUCCGUACCCUCGACUUCGCCGAGAGACACGGCUAUGUUCGCGGUGUCGUGAAGGAGAUCAUCCACGACCCCGGCCGUGGUGCNCCCCUGGCCAAGGUCGUCUUCCGUGACCCCUACCGCUUCAAGCUCCACACCGAGACCUUCAUCGCCAACGAGGGCAUGUACACCGGCCAGUUCAUCUACGCCGGCAAGAACGCUUCCCUCACCAUCGGCAACGUCCUCCCUCUCGGAUCCUGCCCCGAGGGUACCGUUGUCACCAACGUCGAGGAGAAGAUGGGUGACCGUGGUGCUCUUGGUCGUACCUCCGGUAACUACGUCACCGUCAUUGGCCACAACCCCGACGAGGGCAAGACCCGUGUCAAGCUCCCCUCGGGCGCCAAGAAGAUCGUCAAGUCCAGCGUCCGUGGUAUGAUCGGUAUUGUCGCUGGUGGUGGCAGAACAGACAAGCCUCUGCUUAAGGCUUCGCGCGCUAAGCACAAGUUCGCCGUCAAGCGCAACUCAUGGCCCAAGACUCGUGGUGUUGCCAUGAACCCCGUCGAUCACGUAAGGACAAGCCGAGAAAGCGCACAGCAACAGCACACUGACAAACUCUACAGNCCUCACGGUGGUGGUAACCACCAGCAUAUCGGUAAGGCCUCGACCAUCUCCCGCUACGCCGCCCAGGGUCAAAAGGCCGGUCUCAUUGCCGCCCGCAGAACUGGUCUGCUCCGUGGUACACAAAAGACCAAGGAGUAA
This is a messenger RNA of Aureobasidium vineae, 795 nucleotides long. NCBI's taxonomy places the organism in Eukaryota, Fungi, Ascomycota, Dothideomycetes, Dothideales, Saccotheciaceae. The record is from the annotation of a GenBank genome assembly.